Messenger RNA from Harpegnathos saltator (Jerdon's jumping ant), 1817 nucleotides. It is a transcript of the gene ArfGAP3, whose product is annotated as ADP-ribosylation factor GTPase activating protein 3. Gene Ontology annotation, molecular function: GTPase activator activity. The record is from RefSeq and is a predicted model, not a curated record. NCBI's taxonomy places the organism in Eukaryota, Metazoa, Arthropoda, Insecta, Hymenoptera, Formicidae. The coding region runs from base 112 to 1716 and encodes 534 amino acids. Gene Ontology annotation, biological process: COPI coating of Golgi vesicle. The transcript has 9 exons.
CAUUAAAAAUAAUGAGAAUUGUAUCAUCACUGAGAGACUUCAGCGCCGAACAACUAGGUUUCGCCACGCGUCCCAGAAUCCUCUGUGACGCACGUUGACAACACGUCAAAAAUGGCAGAUCCUGCGCCCAGCAAAGCAGAUAUCGAAGAAAUUUUCAAAAAACUGCGGGCUAUUCCUUCGAAUAAGACAUGUUUUGAUUGUAAUGCAAAAAAUCCAGCAUGGUCCAGUGUAACAUAUGGAGUUUUUUUAUGUAUCGAUUGUUCAGCUGUACAUCGUAGUUUGGGUGUACAUUUGACCUUUGUCAGAUCUACCCAACUUGACACAAAUUGGACAUGGCUGCAGCUUAGAAAUAUGCAGCUGGGUGGUAAUACUAACGCUAGAAAAUUCUUUGCACAACACAAUUGUACCUCGAAUGAUGCUCAGCAGAAGUAUAACUCACGUGCAGCUAUGCUAUAUAGGGAAAAAUUGGGGCAGGUAUCAGCUCAAGCAAUGCGCCGUUAUGGCACAAAGGUUUUUCUCCCUUCGCCAAAAAGUAAAACAAUGCUUCAUUUAGAGGAAGGUACGGAAACAAUGUCAGAAGAAACAAACGAGUUGGAUUUCUUUAAACAACAUGAGAAUCUAGAUUCACACCAACCUGAAACAAUAAUUCCGACAGAAGAGAAAGCAUUCCUCGCAUCUAACGCUGUAUCAUACAAUGACAAUACAGAGAGAAACACAUCGGAAAUUGCUUCCAAUUGCUUGGGUCCAUCUGUGAAACUUUCCGAUUCUACCUCAAACAUACAGUUCGAGAGAAAAUCUACCAUAGGUCGUAGGACGGUGCAAUCCAAAAAGGCCGGUCUGGGGAAAAAAGCCGGAAGUUUAGGAGCUCAAAGAGUUAAGACCAAUUUUGACGAACUAGAAAGAAGUAUUACAGAAAUAGGUAAACAAAUACAAGAAAAGGAUCAAGAGGUAACGAAGAAAGAACAAGAGGAAUUGACUACACGUUUAAUCUACCAGUACGAACAAAAUUUGAGUCAGCAAGCGAAGAAAGCGGAAGAGAGAGCAAAACAGCUGGACCCAUCAAAAGCUGGACAAGCGGAACGACUCGGAAUGGGAUUUAAUGUACGAAGCGGCGCCAGUCAUUCUGCACUUGGUGAUAUGAAGACAAUAACACAGGAAACAUCGUCGAAGACCAUAACGGCCGUAGAGCCGAGGUUGAGAGAUAUUGAACGUGAUCUUAUUGUUGGUUUGGACGAAUUUUUUGCAGUUUAUGCUAACAGUACCAGCAAGUCAUCGCGCAGUGAGGAUGUUGUGGUUGUGGCGGAACCGGAACCACCUAAGCGAUUAAUAUCCUCGACACGAACCGCAAAAAAUGAUAUAAAAGCUUCACCUACCGUCGAGGGAGAAGCUCAGAAGAAGUUCGGUAGUGCUAAAGCAAUUAGUUCGGAACAAUACUUUCAAGAUAGUACUUCUGACAAUUCGUGGGAACGUAAGAGUAAUCUACGUCGUUUUGAGGGUUCAUCCAGUAUCUCAUCAGCUGAUUAUUUUGGCACCGAAAGCUCGACGCCAUCCUCGUCCUCGUCGUUAUCUAUUCGUCUCGGCGCGGGAGGAGCCGGUGUCGUAGAUCUGGACGAUGUCCGAGAAAGCGUGCGCCAAGGUGUAAACAAGGUUGCAGGGAGGCUCAGUUCUAUCGCGAAUGCAGCGGUCUCCUCUAUACAAGAUCGUUAUGGGCUCUGAAUGAAAUCUAAUUGCAAUUUAUAAAGAUUGUUAUGACACUUAUAUCCGGACUGCUCUUGUCCAUUGUUUGAAACUGUAAAUAAAAGCUUACCCACAAUUGA